CCUCGCAACUGUUGACCUCUUUUUUUCUUUUUCCCCCUCCUCUCUCGCGCCAUCCUUGUGCUCGCUCCUUUGUGCUUCCGAACAACCGGGGGGAUUUUGAUUUCUCUUGAUGCACGCGGCACUUGGUUGUCGGGCAGCAUGCAAGAGGACCGGCAAGGAAAGAUGUCUGAUUGCGACCUUUUCGAAACAAGCUCGUCCUUGUCAUUCUUUGCCCGUGGCGCCUCGGGGAGCCGGUGUUGAUGUCAACUAUGCAUCUGCGCGGGGUUUGAGCGCUGCAAUUCGUCCAAAAUAUUUCUGUCAGCGACCGCGACGGGCAUGCGGCGAUAACAGAUACUUUUCUGCAUCGACCGCACAACAGUACGGCGCAUUUACUGGACAAGACUCGACUAUAUUCGCUCUGUCUACUGCUCCGGGCGCUGCUGCCAUUGCCGUGGUUAGAGUAUCUGGCCCCGCAUGUCGAGAGAUAUACCGCCAAUUAUGUCCCGGACGACCAAUACCCAAGCCCCGAGUCGCUGCGCUGCGUACAUUAUACGACCCUUCCGCCGGCGGCGCGCACGCAGACCAUGUCAUUGACUCCGGCGCACUGGUACUCUACUUUCCUGCGCCCAACACCGUGACGGGCGAAGAUGUCUUGGAACUACAUAUACACGGCGGGCCGGCCGUAGUCAAAGCCAUACUGGCAGCUAUACCCAAAUGCGCGGAAUCAAGACCAAGUUCAUUACAAUCUACGGGUGACCGACAACAACGACAAUCAUCAUCUCCUAUUCGAUACGCUGAGCCCGGAGAAUUUACACGACGCGCGUUUCUAAACGACCGGCUAGAUUUGACGCAGAUUGAAGCACUAGGCGACACGCUCGCGGCCGUGACAGAGCAGCAGCGACGGCUGUCAGUGCGGGGCACGACGAGCGGGCUUUCGAAGCGGUACGAGUCAUGGCGACAACAACUGCUGUAUGCGCGUGGGGAGCUCGAAGCGCUCAUUGACUUUUCAGAAGACCAGCACUUUGACGAGUCGCCCGCGGCGCUUGCUGCGUCUGUCGCCGUGCAAGUCAACGCGCUGAAACAGCAGAUCGAGGCGCACAGUAUAAACGCCGUACGAGGCGAGUUGCUCCGUAACGGAAUCAGCAUUUCGCUCCUCGGCGCGCCGAAUGCAGGGAAGAGCUCCCUGCUGAAUCGCAUCGUCGGGAGAGAAGCCGCGAUUGUGAGCACCGAAGAGGGCACGACGCGCGAUAUCGUCGAAGCGGGCGUUGAUAUCCGCGGAUGGUAUUGUCGCUUUGGCGAUACUGCUGGUCUCAGAAGAGAUGAUUUGUCUUCCAGCCUCCUUUCACAACCUUCACAACCUUCUUCCUCUCCUUCUUCCUCUCCUUCUUCCUCUCCUUCUUCCUCUCCCUCUUCCGCUUCGGCUUCGGCUUCGGCUUCCGUACCGCCAAGCCGCGACGCUGUAGGCAAAGUCGAGCUCGAGGGAAUCCGCCGUGCCAAAGAGCGCGCAAUGCAAUCGGACGUAGUGAUUAUCGUCAUGUCCGUGGAGCCUCGUCAAACUUCCUCCUCUCCCUCUUCCCCCAUUUCCUCCUCGCCGUCGUCGCCGUCGUUCGAGUUACGCGCCGAACCCGACGUCGUCGAAACAGCGACCAAACUCGCCGCUCUGCACGACAACGUCAUCAUCGUGAUCAACAAAGUCGACCAACUUGUCCAUUCUCCCACCGAUGGCGAUGGCGAUGGCGAUCAGUCUCGCGUUCUAGACAGCAUUGAGCGCUCCGUCAAGGACCUGCUGCCCGCCAUCCCGUCCGACCGCAUCUUUUAUGUCUCUUGUAAAUCGGCCGAGGAUGCUUCCCUUUCCCCUCCCCCUUUCCCUUCUCCUUCUCCUCCUACUCCUCCUCCUUUCCCUUCUUCUCUUUCUUCCUCAUCACUACUACCAUCAUCAUCAUCAUCAUCAUCAUCUUCUUCUUCUUCUUUUGAAAGGAGCCAAGACCGAAGCAGUCCGCAGGGAAACCAAGAACCUCGUCUACAAGAAAUCCCAGAUCCAGGACUACAAGGAACCCAAGAACCUCGGCUCCACAGAACCCAAGAUCCAGGCGGCGUGCAAACGUUUCUCAACGGGCUCGUCGCGCAUUUCGAGAAGAUGACGACGGCGUUCGUGCCGGAGUUGCCGAAGGUGCCGGGCCAGCAGCAGGUCGUGGAUGCGUCAGUGUGGGAAGAAUCGCUGGGCGCAACGGAGCGGCAGCGUCUCUUGCUGAACGAGUGUGCGAUGUACCUUGAUGGGUUUCUUGCCGAAGUGUCGAUCCCGUCGUCGUCGUCGUCGUCGUCGUCGGUGCGGAACGAGGGCGUGCAUCAUGAUCAGAGUCAUGACAAUGGUAAUGACAAAACCGAUGGUAAUAAUGGUAAUGAUAAAAAUGAUGAGAAUGAUGAAAAAGGGGAUACGGCAGAUAGUCUGGACAUUGUGGUGGCAGCAGAAAGUCUACGCGCCGCGGCAGAUUGUCUGGCGAAAAUCACGGGCAAGGGGGAAGCUGGCGACGUGGAGGAAGUGCUGGGAGUUGUAUUUGAAAAGUAAGUGUUUCUAUAACGCAAAGCAAAAUUGGUUAUGGGGAGAACUGUCUAACGAUUGGAAAUUAAAAAACAAAAAAGGUUUUGCGUAGGCAAAUGAAAUCAACUGAACCGAAAUGAAAAAAAAAGGACGAAACAAAACCAAACAAAACAAAACAAAACGGCC
Messenger RNA from Xylona heveae TC161, 2704 nucleotides. RefSeq lists its product as hypothetical. Gene Ontology annotation, biological process: tRNA methylation; tRNA wobble uridine modification. The transcript has 2 exons. Bases 110 to 2545 code for a protein of 811 amino acids. The record is from RefSeq and is a predicted model, not a curated record. Gene Ontology annotation, molecular function: protein binding; GTPase activity; GTP binding. Gene Ontology annotation, cellular component: mitochondrion; cytoplasm. Lineage: Eukaryota; Fungi; Ascomycota; Xylonomycetes; Xylonales; Xylonaceae.